Epinephelus lanceolatus (giant grouper) is the source of this 3470-nucleotide messenger RNA. RefSeq names its product exostoses (multiple) 1c (gene ext1c). NCBI's taxonomy places the organism in Eukaryota, Metazoa, Chordata, Actinopteri, Perciformes, Serranidae. Gene Ontology annotation, cellular component: membrane. The record is from RefSeq and is a predicted model, not a curated record. Gene Ontology annotation, molecular function: glycosyltransferase activity.
UCUGAACCAAUCACUGCCGCCUGGGGGCGGGUCGUGUGUGGACUGUUGUGGAUAUGGAAAAUGGACAAUUUAACACGCACAUUCAUCAUUCAUAUCCCGACGGGGAGACCUGCGCUCGCACGCUGAAUUGAUUCGCAAAUGCCCGGCCGUGGUGUGAAAAGGAAAAUUACCAGAGAGGGGAAGAGCCUGGCUCGCCACCCGGAGGGGCCCUGCAGACGGCAGUCGCGCCAGGCACCAUGAGGCAGCAAGCUUGGCCUGAGAGAGCGGAGAAAUCACCCUUCAUCACUCUCAACCGGGCUGGGCAGCGGAGGAAAUGCACACAGAAGCAGCGCAUGCCACAGCAGACACAGGCUAAUACACACAUCUGAGAGUACAGUGGAGAGCAAAUGGGGAAGGCAGAAAGAGACUGAGAGAGGGGAGUCAGUAACUCAGAUUGCGUCAUUCUAAAUGGCAGAGUGGACUGGGCCACCCUCAGAGGCGGUGAUGUCCUUGUUAACGCAUUGUCCUUCGUUAGAACCUCCUUGUUAGAAAUCACAAGUCAGUCCCCCGCCCCUGUGAGGCUACAGAGCUGAGGGGCAGAGGAGAGGAAAAACAGAGGACGAGAGAGAGAGACCGAGCGGAAAAAAGAGACUGUGACAGGCCCCCAUGCAGGCCCGUAAGAAGUAUGUUCUGCUGGGCUUGUGUGCGUGCUGCUGGCUGGUCCUCUUUUACUGGGGUGGAGGAGUCCAGCUACGUCUGCUCCGGCUGCUGACACGCCAGCGGGGUGAAGUGGUGCGCCCCUGGCCCAACUGGACCGACAGGGCUUUCCUACCCCGCUAUGCCCACCUGGAUGAGCUCCAGACGGACCCUGGGACGGCUGAGUCGCCCCGCCAGCGCCGUCAGGCCUGGUCUGCCAUUUAUAAGGACAGUCGCUGCCGCAUGGAGACCUGUUUUGACUUCUCACGAUGUCGCCGCAGAGGAAGGGAAGGGUUCAGGGUGUAUAUAUAUCCAUCAGAGAAAAAUGAUCUUGUGUCAGAAAGCUACAGGAAGAUCUUGACGUCCAUAGGUGAGUCCCGUUACUACACAUCAGACCCCCGUGAAGCAUGCCUGUUCGUGCUCGGGAUAGACACCUUAGAUCGGGACCAGCUAUCAGGACAGUUUGUGCCCAAUGUGGAUGAACGUAUCCGUGGUUACCCGCUGUGGAAUGACGGGCGGAACCACCUGAUCUUCAACCUGUACUCAGGCACCUGGCCUAACUACACAGAGGACCUGGGCUUCAACAUCGGCCAGGCCAUCUUAGCCAAAGCCAGCCUCAACACAGAACACUUCAGGCCAGGCUUUGACGUCUCCAUCCCGCUGUUCUCAAAAGAUCACCCGCAGAAGGGUGGAGAGCGGGGCUGGCUGGUGAGAAACACCAUACCCCCACGAAGGAAGUACCUGCUUAUGUUCAAGGGGAAGCGUUAUCUGACAGGCAUCGGCUCAGACACCAGAAAUGCACUCCAUCACAUCCACAAUGGGAAGGACAUUGUGUCGUUGACGACAUGCCGCCAUGGGAAGGACUGGGAGAAGCACAAAGACGCCCGCUGUGACCAUGACAACCUGGAAUAUGAGAGGUUUGAUUACCAGGAGCUCCUCCACAACUCCACUUUCUGUUUGGUGCCUCGAGGUCGACGUCUGGGCUCCUUUCGCUUCCUAGAGUCUCUGCAGGCGGCGUGUAUCCCAGUGCUGCUGAGUAAUGGUUGGGAGCUGCCGUUCUCUGAUGUCAUACAGUGGAACCAGGCGGUCAUUGAGGGAGAUGAGAGAUUACUACUACAGGUGCCAUCCACAGUGAGAGCGGUGGGGAAUGAGAGAGUCCUGGCCCUCAGACAGAGGACCCAGAUGCUGUGGGAAGCCUACUUCUCUUCUGUGGACAAGAUAGUCCUCACCACACUGGAGAUCAUUAAGGACCGUGUGUUCUCCCACAUUUCGAGGAACAAGUACAUGUGGAACUCCCUGCCAGGAGGCCUGCUGGUCCUGCCAGAGUACUCCACUCACCUUGCACACUUCCCUUUCUACUACCUGGGAUUAGGUGUCAGUCCAGGUCAAGAGUUCACUGCUGUCAUCCAUGCUGUUUCCCCAUUGGUCUCCCAGUCUCAGCCAAUCAUGAAGCUGCUUCAGGUGGUCUCCAAGUCAAAAUACUGCUCGCAGAUCAUCAUUCUCUGGAACAGCGAGAAGCCGCCACCCAGUCGGAGCAAAUGGCCUCCCAUGCCCGUCCCCCUCACAGUAACAGACGGCAGGAGGAAGACCACCAGUCGGUUCCUACCUCACGUUGCCAUAGAGACAGAAGCAGUGCUGAGUCUGGAUGAGGAUACAGUGCUGCUGACCAGUGAGGUGAACUUUGCCUUCUUGGUGUGGCGGAGCUUCCCUGAACGGAUUGUGGGCUACCCUCCCAGGAGCCACUUCUGGGAUCCCCUGAAGCGUGCCUGGGGCUACACCUCUAAAUGGACCAAUGACUACUCCAUCGUCCUGACUGGAGCUGCCUUCUACCACAGGUACUACCACUACCUGUUCUCCCACUACCUACCCCAGUCUCUGCGGACUCUGGUGGAUCGCACCUCCAACUGCGAAGACAUCCUGAUGAACUUCCUGGUCUCUGCUGUAACCCACCUGCCGCCAAUCAAAGUGGCUCAAAGGAAGCAGUACAAAGAGUUGCCCAGUCCACAGGGUACAAAGAGUGUCCCCUGGGCCAACCCGGAGCACUUCAACCAGCGGCAGGAGUGUGUCAACACCUUCGCCAACUGGUUUGGCUACAUGCCCCUGGUCCACUCACAGUUUCGCCUGGACCCCGUGCUCUUCAAAGAUCAAGUGUCUGUCCUCCGAAAGAAGUACAAAGACCUGGAGAGAGCUUGAAAAUGACGGACAAAAUGUACAAAAAGGCUUGAAAGCAUCGAGUUUCUGGUCUAGUGGCCUUUUGGACAGACAAAUGGACCAAUCGAUGGACAGUCAAGAGGGGAAACUCAAGACUGUCUGGGAUGUGGACAAAAUGGCAGUGUGGUCUGUUUGUGACAUGGACAAAGUACAAUCAUCAGACAGACCCUGGUGGACUGUUCUGGACUAUAUACAUAUAAAUAUGAAGAGAAAAGGGCCUAUAUAAGUUUGAGAGGAGCUUCAGAUGAUUCUCCCACCUCCACGAGUCUGUUAAGACAACAAAGGAGGAAAUUUCGGGGCCUUGAAAGAGUCCCUGAUGUUGGGCCUUUCACAAAGAAAGGACAAUCUCUAUUGGACAGCAAAAAAAAUGAGCGUGUGUCAACACUUCAGAUGUCAGUGCUAUUGCUGUGACGACGAGGAAAGAAAUGGCCAUCUAAUGCCAGAAGGGACUGGUAUUGGUGCCAUGCACUCCAGCUGUCAAUGUGUAUCUCAGCGUUACAGAGCAGGGACUGUUGCCAUGGAAACAGAUCAUUUCACAUCAAAAUGCUAACUGUAAAACCAAUAAAAUGAUUUAUAAAUGCAAA